AUGGAUCUAGUAAAAGCAAAGCUCUUGAGGAACGGGGUAAAUGCGCUUCAUCAAGCCAUCCAUCCAUUGCAUGGUUUAGCCUGGACAGACGGCAAGCAAGUCAUCCUGAGCUCUUUACACUUGCAAAAUGAAGAACCGGAACUUGGCAGCUCUGUUGUGAUUGGCCAGUUUGAACAUGUUCAUGGCCUGUACUGGGGUCCAGUGACGGACAUCCCAGCUCUUCUGGCUAUUCAACACAAAAAGCAUGUCACUGUUUGGCAGUUGUAUUACAAUCCCUUGGAAAAAAACAAGCUGGUUGUUUCUCAGACCUGUGCUUAUGGUGAACCUCUACCCAUUCUUCCACAAGGCUGUAUUUGGCACCCAAACAAGGAUAUAUUAAUUGUUUUAACCAAACGGGACAUUGCGGUUCUGUACUCUGCAUGCCAUAGCAAUAAUAAUGCUAAGGCAGACAUUACAGGAUGUAGCAUGAUUAGGUGCGCCUGCUGGACGAAAGACGGCAGUCGGGUUGUGGCAGCCAUGGAUGACUCUCUUUAUUCUUACCUAUGGAAUGAUGACAACAAAACAUUAAGUCCUUGCUCUUUUUGUCCCGUGUUUAACAUUGACUCUACUAUUGUUGCUAUUCAACCUACUGUGGACUACCAAGUUGUGGUGACUGCAGAAAUUGCAACAAAAAGUUCUGCCAACAUCCAUAAGGAGCUGGAUGAAUCAAAGGUGCAAAUGUCCCUCUUGAAACUAGAUGAGGAAUUGUCAAGAAAAAAUAGAAGGUUGUCUGUUGAUUCAGGGAAAUCAGAGCCGGCAGACUUUUUGAAGGUCUCUUCAUUAGUUCCAUCAGAUAUUUCCCAGAUCCUUGCCAGGCAUCGGAAGUCUGAUCCCAGCCCACUACUUUACAUGAAACAAAAGAGCAUCUCAGUGGAAAGUAAGCCAGAAUUGUCUAACCUUGUAAUUGUCACCUUCGAGAAGAAUGCCACCACCACAAGGAAAGUAUCUCUACCGGGGAUCUCCACCCCGGAUAUACUAGUCCUAGACUCCCAUUGUGAGAGAGCUGCAGUAGCAUCCAACACCUCAAAUCUAGUGUUGAUUUAUCCCAUAGCUCCAUCAUGCAUGCCCAACAUCCAACAAAUCAAGCUUGAAGAAACUGAGAGAGCCAAAGGUGUAUCUUUUCUUACCGAUACCCUGUUACUUAUUAUGACUGGAAGGCAAAGAUCUGGUGAUAUGGUGUUUCUGCCGAUCUCUAUUUCUGAAAAAUACACAGUCCAAUUACUGACAAGAACAAUAAUGCCCAUAGAAUAUAUGCCGUCGAGGUUAAAUUGUGAUCAAAAUAUCAUAAGCGACCAUUGCAAUACCACAGCCGGCAAUAAACUUGGUUGUGACCAAAGCGUGAGCAAAGAGUUCUGGAUGCCCAAUCAUAUUGGAAGUAAAUCUUUACGCAUCAAACGGAAACUGAGAGAAAUUGCACGGGGGACCAGCUGUGAUCCAAGCCCAACAUCUAGUCUAGAUGACUAUGAUGAAAAUAAAUCAUCGGUGGAAUCUUAUAGUCCAGUAACUCUUGAGAAUUUUCAAACCAAGCCAACAUCCCCAAGAGCACUGAAGGUCAAUACUGGGACCAUGAAUAAGACUUUCUGCAGAUCUGUGUCUCAGAAGCCUUAUAAGAAUGACUCAGAACAAACACAGGAGGACAGUAUUCCGACAUCUAGUGCUGAGAGAACUAUGAUCCCUGGACUUGAGGCUCAAGAGGUAGAGUCGGAUGUUUCAAAAAGCUACAAAAUGUUGCCGUACCCAUCAUCAGAAGAUCCUCCCUAUGUAUCGGUUACUCUUCAGAAGUCAUCAGAUGAAGGAGGAAGUGACUCCAGACUUGUUCUUCUGUGUCAUGGAAAGCUUCACCUAAGGACUGUGCGAGAGAUCUUUCAUGUCCAGACCAUUGAAAUGAUGUUUGACACAAAGUGGGUGGUCCUCACAGAAGAUGGAGAUGGCUUUGCCCCAGUAAUGUUCAGACCCAAUCAAGAAAUUGUGAUUCGUGAGGCAAAAGAUCAAUGGCCCCACCCUCUGCCAGGUGACACGGGCUCACCUGAGGCAUGGAUUCUAAGCACCAGCCAGUUUUCACCAGAGCUCCUUAUGAUGGAAAUGGAUUUUACCUGUUGCUGGUACCAGGUCCCAGUCAUCAGGAUUGUCCCGCCAGGGGAUGAACGGCCGGCCGAGGAUCUACAGACCUUCAGACGGGAGCAAGCGGCGGAGACACAGAUGUACCCUCAUUUCUUGUCUGGUGAAGCCAUUGUCAGCGGGACAGGAAUGCACUGUACAGGACGUGAUGACCCACAGGACCUGAGACCGCUGGAGCAGAUGGGGAGAGAGGCUCAGGGGACCGGUAGCCCCACUGCAAGGGCUGACAACUGCUGCAAGAUUGCACUGCAGAUCAAACUGUGUUGCUACAGGAAGAAGGAAAAUAGCAGGUCUAUUUGCAGGAUUAACAGUUUACCUCAAGUAACGCUGGCACAGAGCGGCCAUACCUAUUGUAAUGACAUCUACCGAGAAUAUAUUUUUGAGCCUAACAAGGGCCUUCCUGUUAAAAACCAGGAACAGUGCUCUGACAAGCACAGAUCCUUUGAAAUCCUGGAUGACACGGUUGUGUGGGUGGAGCCACGCGCAGCUGCUCAAUUUUCAAUAAAGAGCAGCAACCUUCAGGGAGAAGAACCCUACGAUUCAGAAUACGGUAUCAUUGAACCAUAUGUUAUCAAAUACUACACUCCUACACCUACACUACUACUACCGGUACUACACACUAUAAAGCGACUGUUCGCUUGUUCAUUGUACGAUUGUGUCGAUAAAGUUGAGCGAAAACAGCCCCUGUUGCUAAGACGCAGACAGGAGGACGCUGCUGUACGGAAAACGUGUGGGCGAGAAAACGAGCAGCCAAUCAGGAGGCAGUGUGCGGCCGGUGACGUCAGCGACCGGGAAGGAACUGUACGGACGGUAGAGGUUGCACAGUGGUAG
Nanorana parkeri is the source of this 2988-nucleotide messenger RNA. Its product is annotated as WD repeat and coiled-coil-containing protein-like. The transcript is spliced from 11 exons. The coding region runs from base 1 to 2988 and encodes 995 amino acids. The record is from RefSeq and is a predicted model, not a curated record. Gene Ontology annotation, molecular function: kinase binding. Lineage: Eukaryota; Metazoa; Chordata; Amphibia; Anura; Dicroglossidae.